CGGAGGUCCUCUCGCAGGCCACCGCGGGCCACGAGCAGGGCGUGCUGCUCGGCCUCAGGCACCUUUGCCCCUCGGCCGCGGCGCGGCGAGGACGUCCGACGGGCACGCCGAGGCCGUGGAGGCUCAGGAGGCAGCGGCCCUGUCCAGGGCGGCGCAGCUCGGCGACAGGUUCCUCGAGCCCGGGGACGCCGUCUUCCUGCGGAGGCUGCUCGGCGGCGAGGUCCCGGAGUAUGAUUGGAAAAAGCUCAACAGGAAGGCGACGUUCAAGAUGAGCUACAAGGACCGCCCGCUCCACGAAGAUCCAGGAUGUGCUCGUGAAGCUCCUUGCCGUCUUCGAGGGCAAUGUCGCCGAGGCGCACAAGAAGGAGGCGGACUCACAGGAGCUGUACGACAAGCUGCUCGCAUCCAAGACGAAGGAGAAG
Messenger RNA from Prorocentrum cordatum, 422 nucleotides. Lineage: Eukaryota; Dinophyceae; Prorocentrales; Prorocentraceae. The record is from the annotation of a GenBank genome assembly.